AUGGCACCAAUCAGCUUUAACGAGGGUGGCCUGUUCGCCCGCGCAAACUGGAGCUCGCCAGAACACUGGACUCCGAACCCGACACAGCGGGUCACCCUCAUCGUCGCCGGGUGCUAUAUCCUCGUCAUUGGGAUAUUGGUCCGUCCCCUCCCAUCCCAACUGACACCAACCGUCGGGUUGCACGAGAUGAGCCAUGCCCUCGCUGGGGUGCUAACAUGCGCCCGAAUCGAGAGCAUCCAACUCGACCCAAACGAGGGGGGAUGUACCCGCAUGCGUGGUGGUAUACAACUGAUCACCCUCCCAGCUGGAUACCUAGGCUCGUCGGCGUUCGGGGCAGCCCUCAUCGCCUGCGGCUUCGACAUCAACGCUUCCAAGGUCGCGUGCCUCGUUCUUGCGCCUCUGCUUCUUAUCACCCUCUGGUGGGCGCGACGGAGCUGGGUCGCGUAUGCCACGUUCCUCUUCACUGGCAUUCUGAUCGCCGUCGCUUGGGUCGUAUACCAUUCCGUCGGACUCCGCUUCCUCGUGCUCUUUAUUGGCGUCAUGUCGUGCCUGUACUGCAUCUGGGACAUUAUCGACGAUACACUUAAGCGCAAGAUUGCGGCAAGUGAUGCGAGUCAGUUCGCAAAGGUCGUGCACUUCGGCAACUCUUAUGUCUGGGGCACGUUUUGGCUCCUCAUCUCCAUCCUCUUUUUCGGCGCCGGUCUCCUCCUCGGCAUCGCUGCGUUCAAGACGUCGUGGGACGACCAGAUGGCCGCGGCCGACCGUUUCCUCGGGGGAUCGCCAUGGUAA
Messenger RNA from Cutaneotrichosporon cavernicola, 789 nucleotides. RefSeq lists its product as uncharacterized. Bases 1 to 789 code for a protein of 262 amino acids. NCBI's taxonomy places the organism in Eukaryota, Fungi, Basidiomycota, Tremellomycetes, Trichosporonales, Trichosporonaceae. The transcript has 10 exons. The record is from RefSeq and is a predicted model, not a curated record.